Plasmopara halstedii is the source of this 1299-nucleotide messenger RNA. RefSeq lists its product as hypothetical. The transcript has 3 exons. Lineage: Eukaryota; Oomycota; Peronosporomycetes; Peronosporales; Peronosporaceae. Gene Ontology annotation, biological process: magnesium ion transport. Bases 1 to 1299 code for a protein of 432 amino acids. Gene Ontology annotation, cellular component: membrane. Gene Ontology annotation, molecular function: magnesium ion transmembrane transporter activity. The record is from RefSeq and is a predicted model, not a curated record.
AUGCGUCUGACGUUCAUGGAAAUAGUACGCAAGAACAAGCUACAUAUUAAACUACAGCGAGUCGAUCUCUUUCCGCCAACUACGAAAUGUGUGGCGAACAGAAGGAAAAGUCCAACGGACUUUGCUAAAGGUCGUAGCGUCGGCGACAAGCGGGGAUACUUUCGCCAGCCUUUUUGGGUUAUUGGAUUGCUACUUGUAAUUGGUGGUAGCAUUCUUGACUUUGUGGCGUUGGGAUUCUUACCACAGUCUCUAGCUACACCUGUUGGUGGAUCGACUAUGGUUGCCAAUGUUGUCUUUGCAUCAAUGUUCCUUAAGGAAAAGUUUACUCGAUCCGAUGCUAUUGGUACUACCCUUGUCUUACUUGGAAUCAUUAUCGUUGCUACAUUUGCUGAAAAAGAAAGCGCGUGUUACACAAUUCACGAGCUUGUUGCACUGUACCGAGAGCCGAUCUUUGCAGUGUACGCAUCAGUAAUAACUCUUUCCUGUAGCAUUCUCUAUUUACUCACGCGCAAGAUGGAGCAUACACUUAAGCAUAAAGGCAGAUCGUCACGUGAAUACAAAAGGUUUCGAAAGUUUCAUCCAGUGACAUACCCUGCUUUAUCAGGAAUGUUUGGUGCUCAAUCGAUACUGUUUGCAAAGUCGACAGCUGAACUUAUAAAGACGACAUUUGAUGGAGACAACCAAUUUGUGACGUUUGGUGCUUAUGCUAUCACACUAAGCAUGUUCGUUUGUGUAUUCAUGCAGAUUCAUUGGCUCGCACAUGGUCUGCAGACUUUUGAUGCAGUGUUCGUGGUACCUGUCUUUCAGUGUUUUUUUAUCUCUAUCUCAAUCUUCGGUGGAGGCGUCUACUUUAAAGAAUUCGCUAAAAUGUCUUCUCUAGCACUUGGUAUGUUUUCGCUUGGCUCGGUCAUUACAAUAAGUGGUGUCGUCAAGCUUGCACAUCGUGAUAUGCACAAACUCAGUCCACUUAGAAGAUUUCGCGCUGGUACUAGUGUUCUUAUAUUCAUUUAUCGGAGUCAAAAAGCUUGUCAUGAUGGAGCAUCUUCUCCGAUCAAAGCCCUGAAGAGAUCUCCGGUCUGCGCUAAAGAGGAAACAAAUAACUUUGAUGUAAAAGCUGUAUCAUCGAAAAAGCGGGUCAUGCGGCUGUCUAAGGCAUCGGUGCUUCCUGUUGGUCCUGAUGGAGCUUCAGGAGUUGCUACGACGGCAAUCGUGACUCCAGGACAGGUUUUACCAUCUUCUAGUCCUGAUAAGAGUGACAUUAUCUCAAUAGAUGCAAGUCAAUCUUUUUUAGUGUUUUGA